This is a messenger RNA of Acipenser ruthenus (sterlet), 5526 nucleotides long. RefSeq lists its product as uncharacterized. The record is from RefSeq and is a predicted model, not a curated record. Bases 1 to 5526 code for a protein of 1841 amino acids. Gene Ontology annotation, molecular function: nucleic acid binding; aspartic-type endopeptidase activity. The transcript is spliced from 2 exons. Gene Ontology annotation, biological process: proteolysis; DNA integration. Lineage: Eukaryota; Metazoa; Chordata; Actinopteri; Acipenseriformes; Acipenseridae.
AUGGCGGACGCGAGAGAGAUGAGAGAAGACGAGCUGCGAGCCAGACGGGAGGAGCUGGUCGCUGAGCUGAGGGUCAGGAGCUACCCGAGAAUGGGCGCUGCAUGGGGAGGAGAGAACAUGGAGCGAGGGAGGAGCAAGAACCCUUGGGCGAAAGAGGAAAGAGGGAUCAAGAUGGCGGAGCUGGGAGACAGACAGACUGCUCCGCAGGCUGAGGGGCACUGCGCCAUCGUCAUCGAGAGAGAAGGAGAUUCUUCGGCCGCCGCAAGGACGUCAUCGGCCACAGAGAUAGGAGGAGCGCAAGUGCGCGUCAAGGAGGAGGCAGCGUCACCAUCGGACACGCCCGCCCUGCAGCAGAAUGUCAACAAGGGGGUUUAUUACAGCCGUUUGCAGUACAACGGUAAGGCCGAUUGGCGAGACUUUGUAAAGCAGUUUGAAAUGAUGGCAAUGGUAAACAACUGGACAGACAGAGAGAAAGCCAGUAAUUUAAUUGCUUGUUUAGAAGAAGAGGCUUUACAUUGUUUAACCACCGUCGAUCUAAAUGGCUGUAGUAGCUAUGGGACAUUGGUUGCUGAACUGAGCGUGUGUCUGACAAGAGAGCGUGACGUUAAGCCCCGACAUGGGCCCCGUGCCGAUCACGGGAGAGAGAAUAUGCGGUGUGGGGGGAACAUGUUGCCAGGGGCGAGCCGGCAGCCAGUGAAAGCAGGCCGAUAUGACGGUAGAUCGCCGUGGGAGGCGUACCACGUCAAAUUCAGGAUGGCAGCGCUCACUAAUGACUGGGGGCCGACGGAGAAAGCAGGACAGUUGGCGGCUGCAUUAGAGGGAGAAGCGCUGCAGGUUCUGCUGGACUUGGGCCCAGACGAGGUGGCCCAAUACGAGGUGUUAACCGCAGCUCUCGAACGCCGUUUUGGGAGAGUGGAGCCCGCAGUCGGGUUGCGCCUGCAGCUGGCCAACCGCACUAGAGCUCCCGGAGAGAAACUGGGCGUACUGGCUGCUGAUGUCCGGUACCUGGCCCGGAGGGGGUACCCAAUGUUCCCGCCAGCCACCCAGGAGGACCUGGCUGUCGAGGCCUUUGUUCGCGGACUGACCCCGACCGCUCUACGUCAGCAGGUCCGGUUUGCUGCCCCAACCUCCCUAGAGCUUGCCGUGGCUCACGCCGAACGAGUCGAGGCGGUGCUCGAGGAGGGGGAGCGGGACCAUGCCCCUGGGAGCGAGAGUGGUCAGCAGAAGAGGCGGCCUGACCACACACCACCUAGAGCUCGCAUGGCUCAAGCAGAAGAAGAGGAGGCCCCGUACCGCACCAUUGACCCCACCUGGCCCCCGGAGCUUACCACCCUCAUCAGGGCGGCGAUCACCCAGCCAGCUCGGACUCCUGAGACCCCCCCACAGCUCAGCUGCUGCACCACCACCACACCUGACACAGCAACCGCAGGGAAACGCCAAGGGGCCCGCAUAGACGGGACGACGCGUGCCCCCAGUCCAGUCCCAUUAAUCGCGGACCACCCAGCUGCAGCGGCCGUCACCAGUACUAACCCGUGUAGCCGACAGAGCAGGGCGUCACCCCUCACGGAAACAGCCGACCACAGACAGUGCCAGCCAGCUAUAGCGGUAGGAAGGACCACUGCCGGGGACUUCUGCCAUGUCCCCGUCCGCAUUGAGGGGGUCCCGUGCACUGCUCUCGUGGACACUGGCUCCACGGUGACUCUCAUCCGCCCCGAUGUGCUCCCUGCAGGGGUCCGGCUGGAGCCCACCACCGUGCAGUUGCGCACUGUGACUGGAGAGCUAGCCCCCAUGCAAGGAAAGGGCAACCUUGCUAUUGAAGUGGCUGGACGGACAGUACACCACCCUGUCUGGGUAGCAGCUGUACAGGACCCCUGCAUACUGGGCCUGGACUUCCUGCGCUACACAGGCGGACAGCUAAACCUCCGGACCGGGACACUGCACAUACAGGGGAGCCCGGCUUUAGCUUUAGCCUCACCCCUUGGACCGCUGGGUCGGAGUCGGGACCCCUUCGCACGACAGUUUCGGGAUCUGCCGAGGACACAACGGACCGCCGCCAUGAGACGGGAGACCUCAGCACACCCCCGGGCUCCAUCAUGCGCCAGUCUCAUCAGGGACAAUACAGCGUCUCGACGGCCCCCACUCCGGAAGGAGCUACUGCUUGCACAGCCGCCUUCAGGUGCCAGCGCUCGCCAGCCAACAUGGCCACUCUCAGGCCGCAACGCUCGCCAGCCAACACGCCCACCCUCAGGCCGCAAUGCUCGCCAGCAUGUACAGCCGCCCUCCUGCAGUUCUAGCGUGGCCCAGGGGAAUGCAGCUCUCCCCCAGGCAGCCCCGCCACCCUGCCCGGCGCCGCCAACCGCUACCCAAGGGCUGCGGGAGGAUACCGCCAUGCCACGCCCUACUGUCAGGAGUAAUUCAGCGUCCCCAGCAAUCUUCCCUCCGCCACCAGUCUCCCCUGAAGACCCAGCUCUCAGCGCAGUGCAUGCAGUUUGGCUCAGGAGCUGCGAAGGGCUUUGCACAGAAGAGCGUCGCCAGCUGUGGGAACUGGUGUAUGAGUAUCGCCACAGUUUCACUACCGCCUCGGAUGACGUGGGGCGGACACACCUGGUGCAGCACCAGAUCGAGACGGGAGCCGCCCGCCCCAUUAAGCAGCGCCCUCGCCGCCAACCACUCGCCCUCCAGGAAGCCACAGAGCAGGUGCUGGAGGAGAUGAAGGCAGCGGGGAUCAUUGAGCCGUCCGACAGCCCCUGGACCUCGCCGGUAGUCAUGGUGCGGAAGAAGGACGGCAAGUGGCGCUUCUGCGUCGAUUACCGGCGAGUGAACGAUGUGACGGAGAAGGACUCCUACCCCCUUCCCCGCAUCGAUGAGUCCCUGGACUUGGUGGCCGGCUCUAGAUGGUUCUCUUCGCUGGACCUCCGCAGCGGCUACUGGCAGGUUGCGCUGGAUCCCUCUGCACGGCCGAAGACUGCCUUCUCCACUGGACGGGGUCUGUGGCAGUUUACUGUGAUGCCGUUCGGACUUUGCAACGCCCCCGCAACGUUCGAGCGGCUCAUGGAAAAGGUGCUGGCCGGAGUACCCCCCUCGGAGUGCCUGGUCUACCUGGAUGACCUGCUAGUCCACGGAGGGACCUUCCAGGACGCCCUGGCCUCCCUGCAUGAGGUGCUCCGGCGAGUGAGGAAAGCGGGGCUAAAACUGCACUCUGAAAAGUGCCAGCUGAUGCGCCAGGAGGUCUCGUUUCUCGGGCACCGAGUGGGAGCAGAGGGGAUCCAGACAGAGGUGGACAAGGUCACCGCAGUGAGGGACUGGCCUAUUCCCGUCAACCCCCGGCAGGUUAGAAGCUUCCUAGGGCUUGCGUCCUACUACCGCAGGUUUGUGCAGGGCUUUGCCACCAUCGCUGCCCCCCUGCACCGCCUCCUGAGGAAAGACGAGCCCUUUGAGUGGACCCCGGCGUGCCAGGAGGCGUUCGCCUCCCUGCAACAUGCGCUGUGCCAGUCCCCGGUGCUGGCUCCCCCGGAUGUCCGUUCUCCCUUCCUGCUGGACACGGAUGCAAGCAACGAGGGGAUCGGGGCUGUCUUAUCCCAGCCGGGUCCAGAAGGGGAGCAUGUGGUGGCGUAUUUUAGCCGGUCGCUCAGCAAGGCAGAGCGCCGGUAUUGCGUCACCCGACGGGAGCUGCUUGCGGUGGUGGAGGGGGUCCGCCACUUCCGCCACUAUCUCUGCGGGCUCCCCUUCACCAUUCGCACAGACCACGCUGCCCUGCAGUGGCUCCUGACGUUCCGGGAGCCGGAGGGACAGGUCGCCCGUUGGAUCGAGCAGCUCCAGGCGUUUCAGUACCGGAUCCAACACCGGGCUGGUGAGAAGCACGCCAAUGCGGACGCGCUGUCCCGUCGUCCCUGUGCCCGGGAGGGAUGCGCCCAUUGCAGCAGAAAGGAGGAGAGGGAAGCAGAGCUGUCCCGCCGGGGGGAAGAGCAAUGCCGGGUGGCAGUAUCGGCUGAGAGGGUGGACUGGAGAGCCCAUCAGGACCGAGACCCGGACCUCCGCCCCAUACUACAUUGGCUAGAGGAGCAGCGAAGGCCUCCCUGGGAGGAGGUGGCCCCUUUUUCCACCGCCACUCGGGGGCUGUGGGCUCAGUGGAGCGGGUUGGCCUUGCGUGACAGAGUCCUUCAGCGGCAGUGGAAGGUGCCCGCCACGGGGGAGGUGAGGUGGCAGGUGGUUGUCCCGGGGGCGAUGCGCCAGGAGGUGCUAGAGGCCCAUCAUGGGACCCCAGGCACUGGUCAUUUUGGAGUGACGAAGACCCUGAGGCGGCUCCGCCAGUCGUUCUACUGGGGGCAGUGCAGGCGAGACGUGGAGGACCACUGCCGACGCUGUGACAUCUGCACUGCCCGGAAAGGACCCCAGGGCCGGUCGCACGCCCCACUCCAGCAGUACCAGGUCGGGGGGCCUAUGGAGAGGGUUGCCGUGGACGUACUAGGCCCCUUUCCACGCUCAGAGAGGGGGAACCGGUUCGUUCUGGUGGCCCUCGAUUACUUCACUAAGUGGCCAGAGGCGUACGCUUUGCCAGACCAGGAGGCAGAGACGGUCGCUGAAGCACUGCUGGAGGGGUUCUUCAGCCGGUUCGGGGUCCCUCAAGAGUUGCAUUCCGACCAAGGGCGCAACUUUGAGUCCCGGGUCUUUGCCGGGAUGUGCCGGCGCCUGGGCAUCAAGAAGACGCGGACCACCCCUCUGCACCCUCAGAGCGACGGACUGGUGGAGAGGUUCAACCGCACGCUGGCCGUACAGCUGGCUGUCACCACCGCCACCCACCAGCGGGACUGGGACACCCACCUGCCUGUCGUGCUGUUGGCCUGCCGCUCUGCUGUCCAGGAUUCCACCGCCUGCACCCCUGCCCUGCUCAUGCUGGGGCGUGAGCUGCGCACUCCUGCGGAGCUAGCGUUUGGUCGUCCCCCAGAUGCCCCCAGUGUACCCCCGGGCCCUGAGUAUGCCAGGAGACUACAGGACCGACUGGAAUCAGCCCACAGCUUCGCCAGGGACCAGUUGCAGGCUGCUGGGGUACGGCAGAAGCGGAACUAUGACCUCCGAGUACGGGGGCGCCACUUCACCGCCGGGGAGCUCGUGUGGGUCUUCAGCCCCAAGAGACAGCGGGGCCGUUGCCCCAAAUUGGACAGCCACUGGCUUGGUCCUUGCCAUGUCCUGGAGAGGAUCGGGGACGUGGCCUACCGGGUGCAGCUACCUCACAGAGGACGCAAGGUAGUGCUACACCGGGAUCGGCUGGCCCCCUACCUGGGACAACACCCAGCACCAUCCGACCCAGCAGCUCCUGACAGUCCUCUCCUGCCCCCUCCUGAUCCACCCCGCUCUAACAGUCCCCCCACCCCCAGGGCUGAGGGUUCCUCCCCCGACGGUUCAGUUUCCCUGUCCCCUGUGGCUGACAGGAGCCCGUCCUCCACGCAGGGCUCCCGCCCGCAAAGACAGCAUCGCCUCCCGGGUCGUUUUCGAGACUUUGUUCUUCCCUCGGGGACGAGGGACUAA